Molecule: messenger RNA, 1062 nt
Organism: Emiliania huxleyi CCMP1516
Lineage: Eukaryota; Haptophyta; Isochrysidales; Noelaerhabdaceae
Exons: 1
Coding region: 1-1062 (353 amino acids)
Molecular function (GO): pyridoxal phosphate binding; molybdenum ion binding; catalytic activity
Source: RefSeq, a predicted model, not a curated record
AUGCCGGCUGUCGUCUCCGACCUCUGGCGCUAUGCUGUCAAGGGUCUCGACCGAGACUCCCUCGAUUCCGUCGAUCUCCAGCCCGGGGCCGGCUUCCCGGCGGAUCGGCGCUGGGCGCUGCACUUCGAGGACGCGGAACCCUUUGACCCGCAGCAGCCAGCCAGGCUCCAGGGUGCGCACGGCGCCGGGGCGGAGCAAGUGAGCAAGGGCGGAAAUAGCCGCUGGCUGCACAAGUCCAACUUUCUGUGCGCCUUUACGGCGCCAGAGCUCCUCGGCGAGCUGGAGACGUGCUUCGAGGGCGCUUCAGACGUGCUGACGGUGCGCCGCCGAUCCAGCGGCGAGUUGCUCCUGCGCGCCUGCUUGACUGCGGCCGCAGAUCUCGCGCGCGCCGAGGCGUGGUUCUCGGAGCUGCACGGUCGAGCGGUGCGAGUCGUGCAGGCGAGCGGGCCGCAUCACUUUGGGAACACGCCCGCCGGCUUCUCGCACGACCCGAGCGGCUGCGUCAUCCACCUUGUCAACGCGGCCACCGUCGCCUCGCUCUCUGCGGCCGCCUCGCUGUCGUCGCCGCCCCUCCACCCCGCGCGCUUCCGGCCCAACAUUGUCGUUUCCGCCGCGCCCGAAUGGAGCGAGUUCCGCUGGGUCGGGAGGCGGGUGCGCGCGGGCAGUGCCAUUCUAGAGGUCCUCUCGCGUACGGUCCGAUGCCCGGCCGUCAACGUCGACGCGCGGCACGGCAGCGGCAAGGCGGACAUCGACGUGCCGGCGCUGCUCAGCCGCCACUACCCGCAACACGGCCCCUACCUCGGCGUCUACUUGCGCGUGGUGCGUGGCGGCGUCCUGCGGGUCGGAGACACCAUCGCGGUCGAGCCGGCGCCGUGGGUGCUCGCGCUUGCGGCAGCGGCCGCCGCCGCGGUGCUGGCCGGCGUGGAGGUGCUGCUUGCCUCGCACGACCUCGACGAGAGCCUGCCUCCCCUCACGGGCGGCGCCAUCGACAACGGGACGCUGCUGCGCGCCUCGACGCUCCUCGUGCUCGCGCUCCUCUUGCACCCGCUCCAGCGGCUAUGA